AUGGCAAGCUUGCCGGAUCUUUGCGAGCAAUAUUUUGGCGCACUGAAGAAGGCAUACCAUAAAUUAUCGUUACUUGUACACCCGGAUAGAGUAGAAGAGAGCAUCAAGACUGAAGCAACAGAAAAGUUUAAAGUCCUUGGAAGAAUACACUCUAUUCUUAGUGACAGUGAGAAACGUAAGAUUUAUGAUGAAUCUGGCCAGUAUGAUGAAGAGAGUGAAGAGGUUGUGAUGCGUAACUGGGCAGACUACUGGAGGUCACUGUUCAAGGCAAUUACUGUAGAAGAUAUCAAUAAUUAUGAAAAAAACUAUAAGGGAUCAGAGACAGAGAUCAAGGAUCUUAAAAGGGCAUAUAUGGACAGUAAGGGAGAUAUGGACUAUAUUCUGGAAGCAGUUCCAUUCACUAAUUGUGAUGAGGAACCAAGACUACAUGAUAUAAUCCAGAAUCUUAUAAAAAAUGGUGAUGUCCCAGAGUACAAAGCUUUUACCAAUGAAAACACUAAGAAGAAACAACGCAGGAAAAGAAAGGUUAGAUAUUUAGUACAAUUGCUUCUCAAUUUGCUGCUUAAGUGA
Messenger RNA from Harpegnathos saltator (Jerdon's jumping ant), 570 nucleotides. Its product is annotated as J domain-containing protein CG6693. The record is from RefSeq and is a predicted model, not a curated record. Lineage: Eukaryota; Metazoa; Arthropoda; Insecta; Hymenoptera; Formicidae. Bases 1 to 570 code for a protein of 189 amino acids. The transcript is spliced from 3 exons. Gene Ontology annotation, cellular component: nucleus; cytoplasm. Gene Ontology annotation, molecular function: heat shock protein binding.